Messenger RNA from Colletotrichum siamense, 1482 nucleotides. It is a transcript of the gene HAS2, whose product is annotated as Hyaluronan synthase 2. The record is from RefSeq and is a predicted model, not a curated record. The transcript is spliced from 4 exons. Bases 1 to 1482 code for a protein of 493 amino acids. Lineage: Eukaryota; Fungi; Ascomycota; Sordariomycetes; Glomerellales; Glomerellaceae.
AUGGCUUCCGUCAUGGAGAUCUUCCUGCCGAAUCUCGGCUUUGGCUGGUCCCCCAGCGCCUGGAUGUACCUCUUCAUCGCCCUUUGGCUUCACCGAUACACCCGUCUGCUCGUCCACUGCGUCAGCCACUGGGUCUACAAGUCCAAGCCCAUUCCCAGCAAGCCGACUUUCACUGCCGACGACGUGACUGUCAUCAUCCCUACCAUUCACAAUGUCUUCGAGGAGCUCCGUCCUUCUCUUCUCAGCAUCCUCGCCUGCAACCCUCACGUUCUGAUGCUUGUCACCACCACUGAGAAGCACGCUGCUCUUGAGAAGCUUGCUCGCAGCCUUCCUCACCCCAAUGUCCAGGUCUACUCCACUCCCAUCGCCAACAAGCGCCUCCAGGUCUGCGAGGCUCUUCCCAAGGUCACCACCAAGAUCACCAUCAUGGCUGACGACGAUGUCACCUGGCCUUCGACUCUGAUGCCCUGGAUUCUCGCUCCCUUCGAGGACCCCAAGAUCGGUGGUGUCGGCACCUGCCAGAGAGUUAAGCGCGUCUGGGAGGGUGACUGGUCCACUCGCAUCUACAACUGGCUCGGCGCUGCUUACAUUGAGCGUCGCAACUUCGAGAUCUCCGCCACCCACAACAUCGAUGGCGGCACUUCCUGCAUGUCUGGCAGAACCGGCGCCUACCGUUCCGAGAUCCUCUCCAGCCACGACUUCCUCGAGGGCUUCAAGACUGAGAAGUGGGGCAAGUACAUCUUGAACGCUGACGACGACAACUUCGUCACCCGCUGGCUCGUCAGCCACCAGUGGAAGACCUGGAUCCAGUACGAGCGCGAGUGUGAGCUUGAGACCACUCUCGAGAACAGCACCAAGUUCCUGUACCAGUGCUCCCGCUGGGCUCGCAGCAACUGGCGCAGCAACUGGACCAGCCUUGUCAAGGAGAGAUACGUCCUUACUCAGCAGCCCUGGUGCACCUACGCUCUCCACAUUGCGACCUUCACGUCCUUGGCCUUCCUUUUCGACCCCCUCAUCAUCUUCGCCUUGUGGAAGGGUACCGCCGACUGGGACAUGGAGAGCCGCAAGCAGGCUCUGUGGGCCCAGAUCAUCUUUGUCUUCGGCUUCACCAAGGUCGUCAAGCUCAUGGGACUCUUCCGCCGCAACCCCAGCGACCUCAUGUUCCUGCCCGUCUCCAUCGUCUUUGGCUGGGGCCACGGUCUUAUCAAGCUCUACGCUCUGUCUACCCUCAAGAUGACCUCCUGGGGCAGCAGAGCCGACGGUGACACCAACGAUGACAUCCGUCUGACUCCUCGUCCCAAGCGCGCCAUGAGCUUGACCACUCCUCCUGGUGGCGACCUCGUCCGCUACCGCAUGACCGAGAAGGUGGUCUCCGAGUGGCAGGAGCCCCGCAGACCCCAGGCUGUCCGGAUGAACACCCAUCCCGCCAAGGGCAUCAAGCCUCACGUCACCUUCUCGCUCCUGGAGCACCCUUCGGGUUAA